Messenger RNA from Panicum virgatum (switchgrass), 1049 nucleotides. RefSeq lists its product as uncharacterized. The transcript has a single exon. Bases 163 to 606 code for a protein of 147 amino acids. The record is from RefSeq and is a predicted model, not a curated record. Lineage: Eukaryota; Viridiplantae; Streptophyta; Magnoliopsida; Poales; Poaceae.
CCCUCCCCCCCAAUAGGAAGCCUCCUCUCUCCUUCACCGCGCGACGACGAGCUCCUCAUGCUCGCGCGCGCCAGCUGAAUCGACCAACCAUCAACCCGCCGCUCUAUUUUCAUCAUCCGAUUCGCCCGCGUCGUUCCUGGCGAUCGUGCCGUCCGUCAUCCCAUGGUGACGGCGGUGGUGGAGUCGCCGCUGCGGCAGAGACAGAGGCUCCGGUCGCCGCUCGCCGGCAGCGGCGGCGACUUCGAGUUCCGGCACCGGCGCCCCGUGAAGCGCGUGUCCGGGAUGCGGCGGCGGUGGGCGCCGCCGGAUAUCGAGAUCCCGAACGGCCACUGCCUGGGCGGCGGGCGCGGGGCGUACACCAGCCUGCGCGACAUCAUGUCGUCGCCCGAGUACGCCAAGGACAGCUCCCCCGACGAGCCCAGCGGGGGCGGCGGCGUGCACACGAUCCGGCACCCGCUGGUGAAGCACGCGGCGUACGCGUACCUCCAGCUGACGCCGUCGGCGCUGGAGGAGAAGGAGCGGGCUAGGCGGCGGCGCGGGCGCGGCCCGCUCUGCCGCCUCCUCGCCGGCUGCCUCGGCUUCCUCGGGGCGCUCUUCCGGCGGUGACGGCAACGCCGCCGGGAACCAGCUGACAGUUUUGAGCUUUUGCAUUUGUUCCUCUGUUUUUCUUUUCUUGGUCUGUUCCCAUGCCUUCUUCUCCGUUGCUUUCUCGCUCCUUUUCGGUGCAUUUAGGACAGAGAAGAAGAAUCGACUGUUCCUGUUUUUGCUGGGGAUCGGAUGUAGCUUUUUUUUUCUUUCUCUUUGUAAAUACAGUAAUUCGGUAGGGAUUAGAAACAACAGAAGAAACAGAUGACACCAGGAAUCAUGAACUCAUGAUGUACAGCAACAUGAGAGGACAAAUCAUGUGCAUGGCGCGCACAAGAGGGUGGAAUAGAAACAAGGCAAAGCAGCAGGGUUCCUUUGAUCACCACAUCAUGCCGGCCUGUUGGCAUUCUGUUGCUUGAGUUGAGUUCGCCAUGUGCUCUGUUCAAAAGACGUUUCUCUUUUCA